UCUACUUGAGUAUAAAAGAUUCUCAAUUUCUCUCUCUUCUGAUUAUUUCUGCCAUAGAGAAAGAAAGACAGAGAGAAGCAGUGGCUCUUUCAUUCUCAGUGGGCGCUCCCCUGCUUCACAGCAGUGUGCCGUCACCCUGGAACGUGAAUCGCACCAAUCCAGCCUACUAUAAGAAAUGGGAGAAGAGGUCAGGCUCGAGCAACAGCAGCAACAACAACAGAAGCAAAAGCUCGUCAGGUGCUGCAGGAGGAUCGAAGUUCAGUGACGAUUUUUAUCUCGAAGAAGAAGACUACGAGGAGAGAGAAGGAGCAGAAGCUGAAGGAAGGGAGCCAACAACUGCGAUAAAACUGCACCGGCUUCUACCGAACAAGUUCACGACGACGACUGUUAGGAUGGACGGAAAAGGCGGAAGGUGCUGGUGGUGCUUCCGCGCGGUCAAGUGGAUACCCGUGCUCUUCAUACUCUCCGUCGUCUUUUGGUCGUAUUAUGCCUACGUGGUGCCGCUAUGCAUUUAUACCAUCGAAAACAUUGUUCUCAGAGUUUUCUAUUUGGUUUUCUUUCAUAUAUUGUUUUUCCUAUUUAUAUGGUCUUAUUGGCAGACCAUAGCCACGGAUUUAGCAAAGGUUCCAGACAAGUUUAAACUUCCCGUUGGAGAGAUGGAAAAACUGUUGCAAGCAGAGAGCGAAGAUGCUCGCAGGCAAGUCCUAGAAAGAUUUGCUCAAGACUUGCCAAUCACCAACUGGACAAUAACAGGAAAAAUUAGAUUUUGCGAAGUGUGUCAAUUGGUUAAACCAGAUAGAGCACACCAUUGCAGCGUUUGUGGCACAUGUGUUCUCAAAAUGGACCAUCACUGUCCCUGGGUGAAUAAUUGCGUAGGCUUCCACAAUUACAAGUUCUUCAUGUUAUUUUUGGCUUAUGCUCUUCUGUACUGUAUUUUUAUUGUUGCAACGACAUUGCAAUAUUUUAUACAAUUUUGGAAGGGUGAACUAGGAGAAAUGGGUAAAAUUCACCUUGUCAUCUUGUUUUUUAUCGCACUCAUGUUUGCGAUCAGUCUUAAUUUUCUCUUCUUCUACCAUUGCUACCUUAUCUGGCACAACAGAUCGACAUUGGAGGCAUUUCACCCUCCUAUGUUCCGCACUGGAAAAGAUAAGUAUGGAUUCAGCCUUGGAAGAUACAAUAACUUCCAAGAAGUUUUUGGUGACAAUAGUCGACUAUGGUUCCUACCUGUUUUCACUAGUCUUGGGAACGGAGUGGUCUUUCCGGUACGCUCGCAGCCUCAAGGUUCCAAUACGUACAACUCGAUGGGAAGUACCGAUAACAGCUUCGGCGACGGCGUGACGUUCCCGGAGCGCCAGUUCGACGAGGACCGGCACACGCUCCUAGGGGUGGAGACGCAGCGUUGGAGCGGGGGCUCACCACCGGGGAACAAUAACGCCGGCGACGAGACCGAGCUCGACUCGCCCUCCCACGUGGCCCGCGGCAUACGCUCAGCACUGCUGUCAUAGGUCCCCAAAUGAAAACGAACGAGCCGCUCAUCGAACCCGCCAAUGUGGUCUGAUCCGUCUUCUCCUGCAUGCAGAUACAUUGUAUACUACAUGUACAUAAAAAACAUACUACGUCAACAAAGAUCAACUUCAAAGAUGGAAAAGUGUAAUACUUUUAUGUUAAACAAAAAACAAACUCUUUGUAUAGGAGACUACGAUGUGUUGUGCGUACAAGUAAAAAAAAAGCAAGGGAAAAACUCAAAUGCUCUAACUUUCUCAUGGCUUUUUUCUUUUUUUCUUCGACCAAGUUCAAUGUACUUUUUUCUUUUUCCUUUUUUUUCGAAUGUGCUAGAAAUAAUUAUGUCGAUUUGACGCCUUUCUUCAGGGCUUUCUCCAAUAGUUGUUCAAAUCAACAAAAUGAUGAAUAAUGCAUUUCUAUCCGUUUAAAAAAAUUAUUUCGCUUUUAUCAAAGCUACUUUAUUUUUGCUCGUAUGUAGUUUUUUUUUUUUUUUUUUUUUUUUUUUCUAUCAUUUUCGCUACUUAGAUUCUUCAGAUAAGUUUUCUUAAUGCUUGUUAAUUUAACUUUAUUUAGCGUAUUUUCAUUGAAAGUUUGAUUUUAUUAAUUCGUGAAGUUGAUAACUGUAUCCAUUGUUAUCAUUCACUUAUUAAUAUCAUUCGUGAUUUCACUUAAAAAUCAAUUUAACAUCAUAAUUUAUGAUGAUGAUGAUGAUGAUGAUGAUGAUGAUGAUGAUGAUGAUGA
Molecule: messenger RNA, 2244 nt
Organism: Copidosoma floridanum
Lineage: Eukaryota; Metazoa; Arthropoda; Insecta; Hymenoptera; Encyrtidae
Product: palmitoyltransferase ZDHHC15B
Molecular function (GO): palmitoyltransferase activity
Source: RefSeq, a predicted model, not a curated record